Molecule: messenger RNA, 4125 nt
Organism: Pseudophryne corroboree (corroboree frog)
Lineage: Eukaryota; Metazoa; Chordata; Amphibia; Anura; Myobatrachidae
Gene: FLT3
Product: fms related receptor tyrosine kinase 3
Exons: 22
Coding region: 1154-3760 (868 amino acids)
Biological process (GO): protein phosphorylation; B cell differentiation; cytokine-mediated signaling pathway
Cellular component (GO): plasma membrane; signaling receptor complex
Molecular function (GO): ATP binding; growth factor binding; transmembrane receptor protein tyrosine kinase activity
Source: RefSeq, a predicted model, not a curated record
AUGUUGCACUUCCUCAGCAACUGUUAUUUACUGAGCUGUGUUCUCUAUACAGUAAGUGUCUACAUCCCCACUGCACUGGGCACCUAAGUCAGCUCCUGCAUCCAUCUAGGACUGUCUGCAGGCUUUGUAGUACUAUUUCAACCCACAACAGAUGGCACACCUGGUCUGCUGCCUCCAGACUCCAGCUUUUGGCAGCAGUUCUUAUCUAUCUGCACAGUCCUCAAUGGCUUAGCAUAAUACCUACUACCUUCAGUUCCGAACCAGCUCUCCUGACUAUCUCAGGUAAAAAGUCUAUCCAAGCUUCUUACACUCCCCCCAAACCCAAGCCGACCCUCCAGUUCCUGAUCCAAGGCAAUAGAGACCUGACACAGGGCUGGUUAAGAGGUUUCAGGGCAAAUGGAAUUCCCCCUAAAUGUGCACCUGACCUUUGCAAUACUGUCGAAAUCUUUCAUCAUUAUUUUUUCUGAGUACAGUUAUAAACUUCUGAUCAGUAGAAUUAAUACAUUUGAGCUAGCAAGGAAGAUACGCUAUACUAUUUGACUGUAUAUGUCAAUCUAAACAGCUAGGUCAAGUUCUUUUAUGCAGAGAAAACAACAAAUUGUACAGAACCGAAAGUAGAAACAUAUUGAUAUUUUAUAGCACUUGGAAAAUUGUGCUGUCCUCUGCUUACUCAAUACAUGAUUAACACAUGUACUGUCUUGUAUGAAACGACCUGCCAGUGUCUAUAGAAAUUGCCCUAUAAGCAGCUACGAUAUUAGGUACGGCUCCUGAUUAAAAUGAGCAGUUUCUGAAGAAUAAUGGUGGCAGACGAAACAACAGAUUAUCAACGUAGCCAUCAAAAUUGUAUUAUGCAGAACCUUUCAUGAAAGGUAUAUGUUACAAACCAUAACUACUGUAUGUAAUGUGUUAAUAAAUGAAGGGGAUAAAUUGGUUUGUCAUGGCUCUGUGUAAUUAAAGACCCAUAGUCUUACCUCUCACUGGAUCACGGAUGUACUUUAGAAAUGGAGAAGUAUAGUUUUGUGGUUGGUAGAGGGGGCAGGCUUAGGUGUGCAGCUGCAACAACUAAACAUAAAGAGCAUCAGUAUGAAUUAUAAGCAGGCUCCAGCUCAAGUCUUGUAAGUGUAGUGUACCCAUCUAUGAAAGUGCCGACACCAUGCAAGAAUUCAGGGCUUCCUACACAUCCAGGCCUGGCCUCUGGUUCCAAGUUGCUAUAUUUGUAAGCAUAUAUACUGUGGCUUCCCAAGCCUUUAGCUGCUAUUUAAUGAGGAAGAAUUCAGACAAGGAAGACACGCCAUCUGAGCUGAAGGCUUCCAGCACUUUGGACCGCAUUACUGACUUGAACUGUUCGCGAAUAUCAGGCUACAUUUACAAAGCAGCUGUGAGAGUGACCGUCAAUGUAUUUGAAUCUGUAAAACUGAAAGUGCAUCAUAAUAUAACGGAGACAGUAUCUUUUGUCUGGCUGCAGAGGCGGAACAUCACCUACUCUCAGGUCGUACACUCCGCGGAGAGCAGAAGUUCCAUUUAUUUGCAUCUGUCAAGAGUAACUGAAAAAGAAGCUGGGAAAUACACGCUGGUGGUAAAACAUGAAAGCACCAGCUAUGCCAUACAUUUUGAAGUGGAAGUAAGAAGCAAACCAAGGAAACCAUAUUUUACAGUAUCAGAGAGGAAUGUUAUCUGUUUGACUGAAGGUUCCCCCACACCUGCAGUGUAUUGGGUAUCGUGCCUCUCACCUGUUGGCGGGUGUGAGAACAAGACAGGUUCUACUUACAAUGAGACAGACGUCUAUGGUAUUGUACACGUGCAGCAUAAGCUACAAGCAAGUUCCCUCCUGGGAAAUGUUAUCCAGUGUUGUGCUGCUAAUGCACUUGGUAGAGAGUGCAGCCAGCUUUAUACGAUAGAUUUGUUGUCUGCCAGACCUCAGCCUGAAAUGUUCCUUAAAAUUGGAGAACCCUUUGUUGUACGGUGUUGGGCAAAGCACACCUCAUAUAAAUUUAACAUUGAAUGGGAUAUUGAAAAUAAAAACAAGAUGCACUGUUUGGAAGAAAGCGCUUAUGAUCCUGAUGCUAGCAUGGUGAGAGUGCUAUUUGCAUCAUAUCCAGAGAUGGAGAGAGGAACCAGCACCAAUGUUACUUGUUUCUCCUCAGUUCAUCCAAGCAAGUCAGCAGAAGUUACACUUUUAGAUAAGGGAUUCAUUGACAUGAAUACUUCAAGCAAUAAAUAUGACAUUGACAGAAUGGAAGAACUUUGUUUUGUUGUAGAGUUUAAAGCGUACCCUGCCGUCAGGUGUGCGUGGAUCCACCAGUCUUACGUCUUCCCGUGUACUUUUCUGACAAAUGAAAAGGGAGCGAGCACAUCCAAGUACUGCAACCAUAAACAUGUACCAGGAGAGUAUUUAUUCUACAUAGAAAACAAUGACGUCCAGCUCAGCAAAUCCUUCACCUUGAAUAUUCUCUCACAAAAUAAUGUUUUUCUUCCAAUUGCGAUUGGAGUCUGUGGCCUGUGUUUUGCAAGUUUAUUUGUACUGGUUCUGACAAAGUACAAAAAGCAAUACAAGUAUGAAAGCCAGCUACAAAUGAUACAAUACAUCGGGCCCUCGGAUAAUGAAUACAUCUAUAUUGAUUUUAGCGUUUUGGAGUAUGAUUUAAAAAAAUGGGAAUUCCCAAGAGAGAAUCUGGAAUUUGGAGAUUCUAUCGGUUCCGGGGCAUUUGGAAACGUGGUCACUGCUACAGCUUAUGGUAUUAGCAAACCAGGGGUGUCCCUACAGGUAGCGGUCAAGAUGCUCAAAGAAAACCCUGAUGUUUCCGAAAAAGAUGCCUUAAUGUCAGAAUUAAAGAUGAUGACUCAGAUUGGACACCAUGAUAAUAUAGUCAAUCUGCUGGGAGCAUGUACUGUGUCAGGCCCAAUAUAUCUCAUUUUUGAAUACUGUCGUCAUGGUGAUCUUCUCAAUUAUUUGAAAAGAAACAGAGAGAUGUUCCACAAAACCUGGUCUGAUGUCAUUAAAGACAAUAACUUCACUUUUUACCAUAAUUUCAACCAGGAGGAACAGUUCAGAGCCAGAACUGUGACGUCAAUAAGUAACUGCUCCUAUACCUGGCUUAAUACUGGCCAGGAACAUGAGAAAAACCACCGGGACCUGUCUCCUGGAUGCACUGAGAUCCUGCAAAUCAAAGAAAUGAAAUACCAAAACAUCCGGAAGUAUGAGGAGGAGGAUCUGAACAUCCUCACCUUUGAAGAUCUGCUCUAUUUUUCGUACCAAGUUGCGAAAGGAAUGGAAUUUCUUGAAUCAAAGAUGUGUAUUCAUAGGGACCUUGCGGCCAGAAAUAUCCUUGUAACUGAUGAAAAAGUGGCCAAAAUAUGUGAUUUUGGACUUGCCAGAGAUAUUGUCAAUGAUUCAAACUAUGUGGUUAAGGGCAAUGCUCGUCUCCCAGUUAAAUGGAUGGCUCCAGAGAGUAUAUUUGAAGGAAUAUAUACCAUUAAAAGUGAUGUAUGGUCCUAUGGCGUAUUACUUUGGGAGAUAUUUUCUCUUGGGGUGAACCCAUAUCCAGGCAUGUUGGUCAAUGCAAAGUUUUACAAGCUCUUACAAAGUGGAUUUAAAAUGGACCAACCGUUCUAUGCCAGUGAUGAAAUAUAUUUCUUGAUGCAGUCCUGCUGGGCUUUUGAUUGUAAGAAAAGACCAUCUUUUUCACAGCUGGUUACUUUCUUAGGAUAUCAGAUUGCAAAUACAGAAGCUCUGGUGAAGGCAUCAGAUGCUCCUUCCUAAUGGACACUGCAUAAGAUAUGUUUGAAGGGAGUCGUAUUUGGUGCCUUAUUACCAGACAUCCAGGUGUGUGACCAGUCUACCUGCAGACAGAUGACUCCAUAAACCACCACUGGGAAUAUUGACUGCAUUUUCCAGAGCACAUAAGACAGAACUGUAAUUUUGAGGCCCCACUACAAUGCUGGGUCUAUUUGACUGCACAUUACCAGUGCGUCAUUGUAGCGUAUGUGUGUCAGCUAAAAUAUAAAUUAAUAUUACGUACUAUCAAUAUUAAUGGUAGCAACUUUUUGAACAUUUGUAUUUCUCCUGAGAUUCAUGUGUUAAUAAGGACAUAAUAUUAUAUAUAUAUAUAUAUUUUUGUUGUCACU